Molecule: messenger RNA, 381 nt
Organism: Gamsiella multidivaricata
Lineage: Eukaryota; Fungi; Mortierellomycota; Mortierellomycetes; Mortierellales; Mortierellaceae
Exons: 2
Coding region: 1-381 (126 amino acids)
Molecular function (GO): nucleic acid binding
Source: RefSeq, a predicted model, not a curated record
AUGAGUUAUGAAGCCAAGACGUCUCAAGCCAACGUAGUUGUCAUACCUUUCAAGGUUAGAAAGGACGAAAUGGCGUUCAGGAUCGCUGUCGAAACGGAGGAGGAACUCAAGAGGUUGCUGGACCUUACGGUGGAACUCGAAGACGAGGAUGGCAUGCCAUACGAGGACAAGAUGUUUAUUCGCAUGGACAACAAAAGACGAGAAUCCGAGAUGGAACGCGCCGUGGAGGUUUACAGUCUUGACCCUCGCACGUCAGACUUCCGAAUCAAGUCCGCCAUGUCCCGCUAUGGUGAAAUCGAAAAUGUCGCCACUCGACCAUGCAGCAAAGGAAUCAAAAUCACGGCACAUGUAGUCUUCAGCAAUGUGGAGGACGUGUCGUGA